UGGCCGCGCAAGGGGUGGAGGAUGUUUAUGCCAGCCUUCUUCUGACAGACACAUAUUUGCCUGGCGCCCUGGUGCUGGCUCACUCGCUCCGAGAUGCGGGCACCACCAAGAAGCUGGCCAUUCUGGUCACCCUAGACACUGUGUCGGUCGAGGUUGUCACGCAGCUCAAGGCAAGUCUCCCUCGGCCGCCAUAAGACCGGUGGCGCACCGAUUGGCUGACUGCUCGUCAGGCCGUAUAUGACUAUAUCAUCCCCGUCAGUCGGAUUCGAAAUGAACACCCUGCGAACCUAGAUCUCAUGAACCGCCGAGAUCUCCACUCGGCCUUCACCAAGAUCAACCUUUGGAGGCAGACCCAGUUCCGCAAGAUUGUCUAUGUGGACGCAGAUAUUGUGGCGUUCCGAGCGCCUGAUGAGCUCUUCGAUCUCCCGCACACCUUCUCUGCUGCGCCCGAUAUUGGCUGGCCGGACCUGUUCAAUACGGGCCUCAUGGUCUUGACUCCAAAUCUGGGCGAUUACCACGCCUUGCUGGCCAUGGCGCAGAAGGGGGUCUCGUUUGACGGCGCCGACCAGGGGCUCCUGAACAUGUACUUCAAGAACGACUACAACCGCCUCAGCUUCAGCUACAACGUCACGCCCUCGGCCCAUUACCAGUACCUUCCCGCCUACAGACACUUUCAGUCCACCAUCAGCAUGGUCCACUUCAUCGGCAGGGAAAAGCCCUGGUUGCAGGGCAGGGACAGAGCCUUUGGCGACUCGCCUUUCGACCAAAUGCUGGGAAGGUGGUGGGCUGUCUAUGAUCGGCACUAUCGGAGAGAGGCCUCUCGAGGUGAACCCUCACAGCCAGAGCAGCGGGUUCCGGAGAUUGUGCAGUAUUUCGUUAAGGGCGAAUUCCAACCUACCGUCCGUUACGUUGUUCCUGUUGGCGAGCCCCCAAGCGAGCAGUUUGGCAACUUUCAGGAUCAGCAAUAUCAAGCUCAUGAUAUGCAGCACUUGCAGCAGCAACAGCAGCGGCAGCACACGCAUCAGGCAGAGGCCUUUUCCGGCGAGCUUCCACACCAACAUCAUGACCAACCCCAUGGAGCUCACGAGCAAGCUCAGCAGCAUCAUCCUGACUUGCAAAUGCCACGUUCGCCUAAGCCGCUAUCGCAUCAACAACACCAGGUGUCAGACCACCAACGCGGCCCUCAACCGCCGUCGCAGCCUGGGCCCCAGCCCCAAGUAGAAAGUACACCCAGUUGGGAUGCUCAGAGGCAACCCCCACCCCUCGAUUCCAAGCCCGAGGCGAUGAACUUCCCGCAAACUCACUACGCCAUGUCGUCUGAUACGGCUCCGUUCGUGCCGCCAGAGCGGUAUCCUACCCCUCCCAAAAAUAUGUGGUACGAAAUGCCAAAGGCGCGCCCGGCGAAACCGGAGGAGAAACCCAAGCCCAUUUUCCCCUGGGAGACACACCGGCCAAAACCGACCCGCGUGUUCGCUUCUGUAACACAGCUUGAGGCGCCGGCGACUGGCCCGGCGGCCAAGCACAUUGGCGAGGCCAGUGAACCCCCACAAGGCUCGCACAUCACCCAAGCCCAGCCGGCGGUAUCGGGUUCGUCCUCACAGUCAGCCACGCAGCAACAACCGGGCGAACCACACACGCCGCCGCUGCGGCAACCAUCGCCACUACAAUCGUUGCCGCCACAGCCAUCGCCACCAAAGCCGUCGCCGCCCGGUCCAAGCCCUCGCCCCGCGCGCCCCGCGCCUGCGGCGACCGCAACCGACAUUUGGUCUUCCUUCCCGCGAACCAACGCUUGGGACAACGUGCCGGAAAUCAACCGCUACGUCGACCGCGCGCUACAGAGGCACCGCCGCUCGCGCAGUCGAAAUCUGGCUUUGGCGGGGGGCAGCGGGGACGGAAAAGAAGCAGCUGCUGCGGUAACAGAAGAGUUUGGCUACGCUUUUGCUCCGGCAAGGAGGGGUUCCAAGGUGACAGAUUUCCCCAGCGAGGACGACCGCCCGAGCCUUCCGGUGACGCCGGCGCCAAUCCGAAGGCCGCGGCGCUGGGGCAGCGGUACGGGCGGCGACUUUGGCGGCGGCGGCGGCACGGGCGAGGGAAGGGAACAGCUGUCGGCCGCCGAGGGUGUGCCAGGGCAGGCUGACUGGGUAUGUGUGCACGGGAUCCGGUGGACUCCCGCAGACUGCCUUUGCGAGCUGGCUAACAUCCUUCGUUCCUACAAGGAUCCUGCGGCGCAGCUGCAGAAGCUAGCCAAGGAGCAGUCGGAGCUGUUGCUGAGACGGCUGGGUGGCGGCGGUCGUGGUGAUAAUGAAGGAAAAGAAGAAGUAGGGGCCGGGAAGGGGUCUCAGGGAGAGAAGGCGCAGCGGGGGGAGAUUCCCCUGCGUCCGCUGCCGUUCGGAUCUGAAGGCAUCAGGUCCCCGACCUAUGUCGCUCCCACGCAGCCUGCGGUCGUAAGUCCCACGCCGAUCAAACCGCACACGGGCACGAGCCCGGUGAACAGGUUCUUGGCCGCGGCGCCUGAUAUUGCCCCUUCGCAGGAGUCCUCAGCCGCGACCGGAGCUCCUCAAGGUCCGGUCCCUGCCAUCCCUUCCCCUAGCUAUCGGGGCCCCGGGGCAGCGUUCGAGAAGGGCGAGGACGUGCCUACCUUUGAGACGCCCGCGUUGCCGACCGAGGAGGAGCGGGACAUUCUUGAGACGUGAGGCAAGAUACUACGUCUUGGAGCCGGAAUACCCGAACCCCGGAAUGGCAAUCGGUGACCGAGGACGGGUUUUGUAUGAUACGAAGCGAUGCCGAGCGACAUGGGGCUAAUGAAGGCUAAUGAAGGCUAGUGGAAGGGUUGGAAGAAGGCGCCCCGUGCUCAUGGGAUUGUGGUUGAGUUGUUUGGUUCUUGACGGCCUAGUUUGUGGCAUUUGACGAUUUAAUAUCCUGAAAGUGGUAUAUCGGACUUUGUUUUGCUUCAGUGCAUAUCCCCUGCAUUAUACAUAUACGGUACAAAAGCAUUCUUGCCCUGCGAAGGAUUGUCCCAGAGCUGGCUGGUUAGAGAGCCAUAUUAU
Thermothelomyces thermophilus ATCC 42464 is the source of this 3047-nucleotide messenger RNA. Its product is annotated as glycosyltransferase family 8 protein. The transcript is spliced from 5 exons. Bases 297 to 2693 code for a protein of 798 amino acids. Gene Ontology annotation, molecular function: glycosyltransferase activity. The record is from RefSeq and is a predicted model, not a curated record. Lineage: Eukaryota; Fungi; Ascomycota; Sordariomycetes; Sordariales; Chaetomiaceae. Gene Ontology annotation, cellular component: cytoplasm.